Talaromyces rugulosus is the source of this 828-nucleotide messenger RNA. RefSeq lists its product as uncharacterized. Gene Ontology annotation, molecular function: ATP binding; ATP hydrolysis activity. The record is from RefSeq and is a predicted model, not a curated record. The coding region runs from base 1 to 828 and encodes 275 amino acids. The transcript is spliced from 2 exons. Lineage: Eukaryota; Fungi; Ascomycota; Eurotiomycetes; Eurotiales; Trichocomaceae.
AUGGCUCCGUCAAUUGAAGUACAGGGGCUUUCAUACAAGUUCCCAGACGGCUCCAGCGGCCUGAAGGACAUAAAGCUCAGUUUACCUCCAGGAAGCAGAACUUUACUCAUUGGCGCAAAUGGCGCGGGCAAGACAACGCUGCUACGACUCUUGUCUGGCAAGCGACUAGCCCCGACAGACACCGUCGCCGUUGGCGGCGUCGAUCCUUUCAAAGAAGGUCUAGAAGGCGUCACCUAUCUAGGCGUUGAAUGGGUCUUGAACAGCAUUGUGCGAACAGACAUUGACGUGCCAACCUUGCUCGCUUCGGUUGGCGGAGACGCCUUUCCAGAGCGCCGCGACGAAUUGAUCGAUAUUCUCGACAUUGAUCUCAACUGGAGAAUGCAUGCUGUCUCGGAUGGCGAGCGCCGGCGUGUCCAGCUUGCUAUGGGCCUGCUGCGGCCAUGGCAGGUGUUGCUUCUCGAUGAAAUCACGGUGGAUCUGGACCUGUUGUCUCGCAGCAACUUCCUAGCGUUUUUGAAACAAGAAACAGAGACCAGAGCUUGCACUAUUGUCUAUGCGACCCACAUCCUAGACAAUCUUUCCCAGUGGCCGACACAUCUGGUGCACAUGCAUUUGGGCCAGGUCAAACAGGCCGGGUCGAUGGCAUCGUUUGAGCAGGAAGUCCCGCACCGGUCUGCCGAGAACAGUCUGCUUGGAGACCUCGUACUUCACUGGCUCAAACAAGACCUUCAGGCUCGUGGCCCCAGAGGUACAAAGUCUGGCCAGGGCAAGACUUACCCUACUGCCGAGGCUAUCGGAGGGUACGGUCUGGAGAAACCACCAAAGUGA